Messenger RNA from Tetrapisispora phaffii CBS 4417, 1587 nucleotides. It is a transcript of the gene MCX1, whose product is annotated as Mcx1p. Gene Ontology annotation, biological process: proteolysis; protein catabolic process. The record is from RefSeq and is a predicted model, not a curated record. Gene Ontology annotation, molecular function: ATP hydrolysis activity; ATP binding. Gene Ontology annotation, cellular component: mitochondrial matrix. The coding region runs from base 1 to 1587 and encodes 528 amino acids. The transcript has a single exon. Lineage: Eukaryota; Fungi; Ascomycota; Saccharomycetes; Saccharomycetales; Saccharomycetaceae.
AUGCUAAAGUCUCAGCAAUUGGUUAUUUCGAGAGCGCCAACUGGUAUCUUUCUAAUCAGGUCGUUUAGUGUUAAUAGUAAGCUAUAUUCUGCAUCUUCAAAAUUGGCAAGCAAUGAAAAAUCAUCGAAAGAUGCCAAGAAAAUACCUUCUCCAAGACAAUUGAAAGAAUAUUUGGAUCAAUAUAUUAUAGGUCAAGAAAUUGGCAAAAAGGUAUUAAGUGUGGCAGUAUAUAACCAUUAUUUGAGAAUCAAUGAUAAACAGAAAAAAAUACAAAAAGCUGCUGAAUUAGAGCUUCUUGAGAAAGAAUUGAAAGAGAAGGAAGUUGAUCCCGCUGAUCCAGUAUACUCUGGAACCAGUGAAUCUUUAGCUGGCAUAAAAAAUUUACGUAGACAAUUAGAAAUUGCAAAAGCAAAUGAAGAUAAUGAUUUAACAUUAAGUAAGAGUAAUGUCUUGGUUGUAGGACCUACUGGUUCAGGUAAAACGUUACUAGCUUCAACGUUGGCGAGAGUCUUAGAUGUACCAAUUGUCAUUACUGAUUGUACCCAAUUGACACAAGCAGGGUAUAUUGGUGAUGACGUUGAAAAAUGUAUAGAAAAGUUACUUGUUGAUGCUGAUUUUGAUGUUGCAAAAGCUGAGAGAGGUAUUGUUGUUUUAGAUGAGAUUGAUAAACUUGCAAAAUCAUCAAAAAAUAUUAUGUCAAAAGAUGUUUCUGGAGAGGGUGUACAACAGUCUUUAUUGAAGAUCAUUGAAGGUCAUCAGGUAGAGGUAGUAGCCAAAAGACCAAUUAAAGUGAAAUUUGAUGAGAAAAAUAAUAAAUCCGUUGGGAAGAAGGAGGAAACUUACAUUGUGGAUACGUCAAAUAUCCUUUUCAUGAUAAUGGGAGCAUUUGUUGGCUUGGAUAAACAUAUAUCUACAAGAAUAUCAAAUAUGAAACUUGAAAAAGAACAAGAGAACAAGACUAAAAAAGGUGAACCUAAGUCAGAAAAGAGAAAACUUACAGAAGAAAAUUCUGAAGAUGUUAAAGAAAUAUCUAACAAUAAAAUAGAUGAAAUAACGUUGGACAAUGGAAAGACUAUUCCAGCUCUAAACCUUACUUCUCCUGCCGACUUGAUAAGUUUUGGUAUAAUACCAGAAUUGGUUGGUAGAGUGCCGAUUGUUACUGCAUUGCAACCACUUCAUCAAAAAGAUUUAUUUCAUAUUUUAAAGGAACCUAAAAAUGCUUUGUUGAAUCAAUACAUUUACAUUUUUAAACAAUUUGGUGUUGACUUAUAUGUAACAGAUAAAGCUUUGACUAGAGUGGCCGAUUUUGCCUUAAAAGAAGGAACUGGUGCCAGAGGUUUAAGAGGUAUAAUGGAAAGAUUAUUGUUAAAUGUGAAUUAUGAAUGCCCAGACAAUGAUAUUGCCUACGUAUUAGUUAAUGAAGAUACUGUGAAAUCACUACAACAAACUGAAUACUCAUUGGCUACCCACGUUGAAGCCAAAUUUUACACCAAAGAUGAAGUUAAUUUGUUAUUAGAAGGACUUCAAAAAGAAGAUGCAAAGUUAGCUGAACGAUUAAAACGAAAGCUCAAUAGAAAAAGUUUUUAA